Messenger RNA from Seriola aureovittata, 8520 nucleotides. RefSeq names its product FH2 domain containing 1 (gene fhdc1). Bases 599 to 4177 code for a protein of 1192 amino acids. The transcript is spliced from 12 exons. The record is from RefSeq and is a predicted model, not a curated record. NCBI's taxonomy places the organism in Eukaryota, Metazoa, Chordata, Actinopteri, Carangiformes, Carangidae.
CGAGGAAGCUCCCAACACCGCCACCGCCUGCCCCUCCUGCUGCUGCUGCUGCUGCUGGUGUGUGUGAAUGUGUGUGUGUGUGUGCGUGUCGGUGUUUGUGCUGCGGCUCGGUCAGGACAGGCGGCAGCGGCUCACCUGACGGGCUGAUAACUUGAAACGCAACACAGAUUUUCUCCUCUGAAAAGUAUCUCCUACUAACUAUCCAACGGCGUCGGAGCGGAUUACGUGUCCCGACGAGCCUGCUCAUCCCUCCGCUCCAUGGCCGUCGCCGCUGCCCGCCCUCUUCCCCCGGGAGGUAACCUUCAAAGGCUCUGCUCAGCACGAUGGAUGACCAGCUGAGUGAUGGAGAUGGACAGAAUCAAAGGACAUGCUCCCUUCAUUGUGACUAGAUGAAGGGACACCUCGCCUUCCUCCAGCAGCGAGGGGACGGCACUGAAGCAUUUUGAUGUUCUUCAGACUGAACAGAUGCACCUAAAAGAAAAGAAAUCAGUUCUUUGGAGAUCAUUUUUGAAAAAGAGGAAAUACUGAUCAGAUAUAAUCAGUUUAUGUAACACUCUCUCUCAGCAUAUAGCUCAUAUGCUGACUGCUUCUCCCUGUGAUGCUUGUUAUGAGUUGUCCAUCCACAACCAAUGAGCCAGAGAGCUGCAGCAGCGAGGGGAGCAGCUGCACCACUUCCUCCAUCACAACCUCUGACCCGUCCUCCAUGUCCGGACACGCCGCACUACCUUCCCUCAGUGUCGGCCCUGACACCUCCAAGCAUGGAGCUCCUCCUCCUCCUCCCCUGCCGCCCCCACCUCCGGGGGCUCCCCCACUUCCGCCACCCCUGGCGACCACCUCCACUAACCACAAUGCGAGGAAGAAGCGACGCGUGCGCAGCUUCUUCUGGAAGCCGAUCCCGGAGGAGAAAGUGCGCGGGAAGCCCAACAUUUGGACGCUGGCGGUGCGGCAGCAGCAGUACCAGAUCGAUGUCCGCUCGGUGGAGGAGCUGUUCGGGCAGCAGGAGGAGGCGCUGACGGGCAUACGAGGGGCUGCGCCAACCACUGGAUCCUCUGCUCGGGUGUCCCGAUCCCGCUCAUUCAAGGAGAGCAGUAAGGAUGAGAUCAGCAUUCUUGACUCCAAGAGGGGGAUGAAUGUGGGCAUUUUCCUGAAGCAGUUCAAGAAGUCCAACCGCUCCAUUGUUGAAGACAUUCGACAAGGAGAAGGGAAGAUUUAUGGAGCAGAGCUGCUCAAAGACCUGAUGAAGCUCCUUCCUGAUGCAGAGGAGAUCAAGAAGCUGCAGAUGUUUAAGGGAGACCCAGACAAGCUGACACUCGUCGAUUCCUUUAUGUACCUCUUGAUCCAGGUGCCACGGUUCGAGAUUCGGAUCGAGGCCAUGGUCCUCCGUGAAGAGUUCUUCCCUUCCUGUGCUGUGAUGAGCCACGAGAUCGAUGUCGUCCGCGUCGCCACUAAAGAGUUGAUGAGUUGUGAGGAGCUUCAUGCCAUCCUGCAUCUGGUGCUGCAGGCCGGAAACAUCAUGAAUGCUGGCGGCUACGCAGGGAACGCUGUGGGCUUUAAGCUGUCCUCGCUCCUCUCACUGGCCGACACCAAGGCCAACAAGCCGGGGAUGAACCUCCUGCACUUUGUUGCCAUGGAGGCGAAGAAAAAGGACGAGAAGCUCCUCAAAUUUCCAGAGAAACUUCAGGAUGUUCAGAGUGCAGCCAGAAUCUCAGUGGAGAACAUCGAGUUGGAGUUUUCCUCUUUAUAUGUUCGGAUUAAAUCCCUGGAGGAAAAGGUUCAAGGAGACCAGGAGCUACUGCGGCAGCUGGAGCCCUUUCUGCAGAGUUCAGCACAGACUCUCCAGGACCUGAAGAGACGCAGGCUGGAUCUGCGUAAAGAGGGAAACACUCUCAUCGAUUUCUUUUGUGAAGACAAGGACACGUUCAAGCUGGACGAGUGCUUCCGCAUCUUUCAAGACUUCUGCAUCAAGUUCAAGAAAGCUGUUAAGGACAACAUGGAUCGCGAGUUGAAGGAAGCAGCCAGACAGCGUCGUCUGAGAGAGCUGGAGGAGAAGCGUUUUGCGUGGUCGGGUGCAGAUCAGAGCGGGGGAUUCGGUCGCAGCAGCAGCGAGAACGAUGUGGAAAUGCUCACCAAGGAAGGCCUCCUGGACCUCUUCCAGCAGAGGUCUCAGAGUCCCCACAGCCCGCUGGGACGUUCCGCCAGCGCCCGCCGUCACCGUCACACCAUGACCUCCAUAGCGGACCGCGAACUCCAGGGAUACCUUGAGCUGUUCGGAGGCACCGGGAAUCCCACUGACUAUUCCAAGUUUAACAGCCUACCUCGGUCGGGACGCCCCGUGCAGCGGAGGACAACACCCUGGAUCUUAGCCCAGGAUGACAACCGUGAGUUAGGCUGCGACAGACAGGUGACGUCUCCAUGUGCAGAAACUGAACCUAUCAGCCCGCUGGCCAGGUUUUCCUCCUCCGGGUUAAAUGAUAACGAGGACCCGUACAACAACAACAUUAAUUACACAUCUGUAUCAGAAAGCAGCGCUCUGCCUCGCUCCUUUUGUUUCUUUCAGAAGCCUGUCCACCUUCCCAACCCAACAUUUACCGGCCACAUGAAUGUUAGUGUGGAGAAGCAUACUUUAGUUCGAGGUCCUCAAGCUUUCGACCUCCCUAGUCCAAACAAUAACAGUAAUCAUAUGCACUUUGUCAACCAGGGGGAUGUGGUGGUGACAGAUCUGGAAAAGGAGAGACGGUCACCUCCCAAGAAUCUGAACUUUCCAGGUGAAAAACUUUUAGAAAGAGAGGUAGAUCUCAAGGCAGUGUGGGAAGAUAAAAUAGAUCUUCCUACACAGGCUGGGUCCUCUCCUGAAAGAGAGAAAGAAGAAGAGGACAACAGCACAGUCUCAUCAACAACCUGUGAUACAAACCUUCCUCUAGAUACCUCUGUAUCCAAUAAGAAGCCAGUGUUUUACAUCCUAGACUGCACAGAAACUGACUGCUCCGUCACCUUGGAUUAUUCUGAGGCUGAAAGCUCCUCUCUAACAAAAGAGGGACUUCACUUCAGAGCAACGGACUGCAGCAAGGAUCAGCAGAGCCAGCAAGAUCCAAGCUCACUGUCCUCUAAUCUGGAGUCCAUGUCUCCUAACGAGCAGUCUGUUUCAACCAAUGAGCUUUCAGCGCCGAAAUCUGUGGACGCAGCAUCCAUGACCCCGUCGGGGACCACGGAAGAAUGGGACACGGAGAGCUGCGACACCGCUGAGGGAAAACAAGGCACAGAGAAAGAUGUGCAGAGAAGCAGCAGGAAACCAGCGCACGUGAAGAGUAAAGCUAACAAAGCGACAAAGAGCAGCGGAGGUCGCGGCGUUCGAACGCUGACCAGCAACGAGAGCCAGGGCAUGCGGAAAGUUGUGCCUAUUAGCAAGCUUACGAGGGCGGGUAGCAGCAAGCACGGAGAGAGGACUUUGGCGCACGACAGUGGGGAGUCACACCGGCCUCUCCGAGAUCAGAGCACCCCGGCAAGAGGAAGGAGCGAGAAGACCACAAGACCUCCUCGACACUCCAGUCUGCCUCCCGACGAGUCAAAAGCUCAGAGGGGAAGCAGCACGAGCAGCAUUUCAAGAUGGGCACGUGAUUCGACCCCGAAGAAGGCCUCCACCCACAAGCCGAGCGCCAAACCCCUGAGGAACAUCCCCAAGCCUCCCCCGGAGGAGAAAAUGUGCCGCUCCACCAUGAGAGCCUUGGCCCAGGCCCAGGCCCAGGCCCAGGCUCAGGCUCAGGCUCAGGCCCAGGCUCAGGCCCAGGGUGGCGCUUCCUCCGAGAACAGCAGCUCACACACUCUCAGCGCAAAAAACACCUCUGACGUCCCCAGCUUUGCCCGUAACACCGUAGCUUCGACCUCCAGGACCAAGAAGGAGCUGGGCCCCCCGUCCGUCCCCUCCACCCCGUCUCGCAGCCCCUUGCUCCUGGGUCGACAGUCCUCCGUGAAGCAGAACAGGGUAUCACCCACAGUCCCCACCAGCGAGGAGCGACCACAAGGGACAAACCUGCGGCGAGUGCAAAGCGUGAAGGCCGCCAGUCGAAGCACCUACCGCAGCGAGACCCCGCCUCCGACACGUGAGGAUAUUCGCAAGACUAAUAGCUUUUCCGAAAAGGCGAUGACGCCCAGCAGAAGUGCUAAACCGAGCUGGAAAUAAAACAAACCAACUGGAGAAAGACAAGUAGAGACUCUCUCCCUGAGCUCAGUGUAAAUUGACAUUCACUCCUCUUCCCCAUCUACAGUUCUGACGUCUCCUCUCAUACGAUGCAAAAUACAGGAAUCUGAAUCUCACCAGUAGCUGACUCUGGAUCAGGUUUAUGAAUUGCAAAGAGCAAGAUGCAAUGAACCUCUCCAUGUGUUCCACUUCGUUCGUACAAAAAACCUGUUGUUCACAACUUCCUUUUUUCUUGGGGGAGGGGGGGAUUAACUAAACUGACAAAUGGCAAAUUGGUGUCUUUACACAGAAGCCUCUUUGCCUGCUUAGCUGUCUGUGUAGCAUCUGUGCUAGUGUCUGUGGUGAUGUUGACGUUGAACACUACUGUCUAUACAAUGCUGCUAAUUAGCUCUGACAAUUUGAAACUUGAGUUUCAGUGUCUGUUUGAUUCAGGGUUACAAGAUUUGUUGUACCUUACCUUGCUGCUCUUACGGUGAUUUUCCGUUUUGUUGCCUCCUCCUGUAGAGAACCGCUCCGUUUGCUUUUUGGUUCCUUUGCUUGAUACCUCAGAAAAAUUGCAGUGGCCUUGUACCAGCAGACAAAGUAGGAUAUAUUCUUUGGUUCUGCAUGAUAACGAUGUAGACAAAAUCUGAUCGUUUGGUUUAAAAUAAUUGCAAUGUCACUUUUUACAAACCCCUGGUAUAUUACUAUUACGACAAUAUAUAUAAAGUCACAGAUUAUAUGCUCACAGUGCGUACCAACUGUUGUACUACUCGUACCUUGUGUAUGUAUGUGUCUGUAGUUUGUAAAUGUUAUAGAACCCCUCCAUAACGUCAUGGAGUAGACGUGCACGUAGGAAACGUUUCCUAUACACAGUAGGCUAACACACGAUCAACGCUAAUGCUUUGAAAGAAAAGCAUUGAAUGCAUCUGAAACAACACUGAAAAUACCAUCUGUCAUGUGAUCUAAUUUUUCUACUGUGAAUGUAGUCUGAUUAGAUUCUCUCCAGGCCUGCAACAAUAGCUCUAACUGGUCAUAAUUUUGCUUAGCAUCAGUUUGCGCCUCUUAUGUGUUGCCAUGACGUUCAAGUCACAGAGUGAGUCGUCCAGUUUUCUGAAAAAUAAACACCCGCUGAUCUUUGAAGAUCCCAGAUGUUCAAUGAAAAACACUUACUGCUGGUUUUCCAGAAUCCUCAAAUACAUUUGUUCUGCUGCACAAUAGAAAUAAAUGAAGCCAGUUUCUCAAGAGGCAAACUAUAUUUCCUGAACUCCGCCAGAAACUACAUCUGUCCUUGCUCAUUUCGUAUAGUACACGAAUAAUAUAAACAUUAUUUUGUAUGGAAAUGUGAAAUGAUAACAAUUUUACAUCCCCUGUAUACGGACAACAAUAACUAAUAAAGGUUAUACAUUUUGUUUAAGUAUUGUACAAACUAAGCACAGACACAGCUGCCAUCUUUGAAAAAAAUAUUCUGCUGCACAAUAAUGAUAUAAUCCAGUAAAUGUGGUACAUUUACUGUUAAAAGUAAUAAUAAUUUACCCCAUUUGUCAAGUUGCAGCAUUGUUUGUUGCAACUUUUUUCAGUGUAACACAAGUUUUUUUUUAUCAGUUAUAUUUGGCAAUAUUGAUGUUACAUUAUUUCAUAUUUAUAUUCAAAAUAAUGGGUCUAUAUAUUUCUUUUGUUGAACAAAAAGAGCAAGGACGUCUGUCAUUUCCAGCUACCUGAAUAAGAAAUUUAGUUGUAUUAAAAACAGACAACAUCUUUUCCAUCCAGAGUCUUUGAGGUUUCUGGAACAAUCUUCCUUAUUUUUCAUAAAAACGGAGGCCUGUGAUGUUGAUACAGAAAAGGCGCAGACUGGGGCUAAAUUCAGCCCUGUUGACCAUCUCACACCACUUGCCUUUCAACCUGCAUUGUGCCAUUGCCUUGAUGGCAACAACAUUCACAACAGUGCAUUGCCUUAAAGCUUAAUGUAGCCGAUCCAUCACCAGUAGAAACUCCUCGAUUGUAAAAGGAGAGUAGAAACUUUUCCUACAUUCCAUCGCACCGAACUGAAACAGUGACUCCGCUGGUUAGUGAUUCACUUUGUAAAUAAUGUAAAGACAUAGUAUUUUUCUGACUAUCAAUAUGUUUACAUAGCAUUAAAAAAAUGAAGGCCAGAAGAGUGAAGUGAAGUAUGUGAGAGCACAGAUAUUUUAAAGUGGUCAGAGCAUCCAUAUCUUGCAUCAGAUGUUUGAGAGUCCUGGCCUGCGGUGUGUUGACAUGCUUUGGGUGUCUUCCUGUUCCCUGUAAUGCAAAUGAAGUUAAUGGAGUAAUGACACAAAAGACCCAGUGUGACGUGCCACUGUGUGUGUGUGUGUGUGGCCUGCAUGUCGCCUAAAUUUAGAGUGCUUUUCACAGAGAACAAAAUGGAGUCAUGUAGGACUGCAGCUCAACAACAAUUAAAACAAAAUGAAUUAUUGUUUAUUAAGAGUUUAACACCAAAAAGCUAAUUAGCUUCAUCAGGACCUAAGGUGUGGUUUGAAGAGCAAAGGACAAAAACACAACAGCAGGAAUCACUUAUUUGAAAGAAAUAAGCUGAUUGAGAAAAUGUUUUCAUGGCCUUUUAAAGGAGCUAUUUACAAGUUUUGCUAUUGCUACAUAGCCAAUGUUUACAUAUCAGUUGUUUUGUGAGUUCAGCAUCAAACUUCAUUCCUUUACUCACCAACAGCUGUCUCCAGUGGUGGAAAGCAACACCAAUAUUAACUCUUAUCUCUAUCACUUCUUUUCUUCUACUGGAGUUAGCAUGCUAACCAGCUAGCUCCGGCCCCUUCUUUUCACUUUCCGAUAGCGACUCACUGUAGCCUCCAAUCUGCCUUUAAGACAAAUCAUUGCUCAGAAGACGUAUUAUGGCCUCUUGUCUUGUAAACGCAACAAUGGCGGAAGCUGUCGUCAAGUGACAACCACCACCACUCCCCCUCCUGGCAAGAAACCACGUUCAGCGGCAGAGAAAACUUACAAAUAGCUCCUUUAAAUGUCAGGAAAUAGUGAAAAUUCCCAUUUUGAAGCCCAUCUUAAAAUCCAGUUGACCUGUUUGAAAUUCUUGUAUCAUCCAACAAAGUAUCCAAACCCAAAGAUCAUUCAGUGAUCAGUCAAUUUGCUGAUUAGAAAACCAGUAAAAAAUCUCAAAAUCACAAGGAAUUUAUUUGUAUUUUUUCCUACAAAUGACUAAUUAUUAUAUCAAAAUUGAUGUUGCUGAUUGUUUUUCUGGCAAUUGAUUAAUCGCCUAAUCGUGUGAUUAUCUCAUCAGUGCAUCUUGAGUUCAGAUAUUUGAGAUUUUUUAACAUUUAUCCUCCUGUAAACUUUCAUUUAAAUCACAAAGAUUGUGGAAAACAGUUUGUAACUGAUAAACCAACCAUUUACAGCUUCAAAACCCAGGAAAAAUGUGUGUUUAGCAUAAAUAACUAUUUGUCCCUCUUUUGGAAAAAAGAAACAUCUUUAGUCACAACUUUUAUUUCAAUUAGAUCAUUAAUUUGGCUGCAAAAAAAGGACAAACUAACUAUUAUGAAACUUGAGCUGCUUUUCUUCUGCCUUGGACUCAGAUCGUCCCUGUCUUCUUCUGCUCUCUGUCUCUGUCCUGAGUCUCCUCCUUUGUGUCGUCUCCUGCUGUCUUUUUAACAGCCCCGAGCGUCACAAUGGCUGCCCUUUACAUUAAAUCACACUGGCCUGCAGCAGAAGAGCUGCUGUGGAAUUUGAAUACUUACUCACUCUUUUCACCACAACGUCCUUGUUAGGGGACGGUUACUGCAGUAACACUGCAAACAGCAAUUACCAAUACUGACUCUGGCCUUGUAAACGGAAAGGUCAGUGCCGUCCACAAAUUUUUGUCAAGUUAAACUGGUAUUGUUUCAAGUCACAAACCUGGUACAAACGUGCAACUUUAUAUUUAGAGUGAAUCAUUUUAUAUAAUCUUUAUAGUAGUCCUAUAUGUGUUCCCUCAAUUUAUCUCUAAUGAUUCAUGUGUCUUGUUUUGGCAUUAAUUUCCCCAAGGACGUCUUUUAUACACAGGAGAGGACUGAAAGAAUAGUUGAGGUGUUUUUUUACUCUGAUGUGAUUCUCUGUGAUGAGGAUGUUGACGUGUCAGCUGUAGUUUUCACACCUGUGCAUAAAUAGGUGCCGCGCCGCUCUGCUUGGUCUUUAACAAUCUGAAGUGUCAUGAUGUAAAAAGCUGAAAGACUGAUCACUACGUCGAGCAAAUGAUCAUCUCUGAUCACUAGACCACAGGGCUGCAAAUCAUGAUCUUAACUGUUUAUAUUUCUGAUGUCGACAUCAAAGAAAUAAAUAAAAUCACAUGUUGCUGUGUAGCCUGAAAA